Messenger RNA from Talaromyces marneffei, 1413 nucleotides. RefSeq lists its product as uncharacterized. The transcript has a single exon. The coding region runs from base 1 to 1413 and encodes 470 amino acids. The record is from RefSeq and is a predicted model, not a curated record. Lineage: Eukaryota; Fungi; Ascomycota; Eurotiomycetes; Eurotiales; Trichocomaceae.
AUGCGUCUCUCCGACAUUUCUCUCUUCUUGGGACUGGGAGCUCUCGUGGCCGCCAAUGUCGAUGGCUCCGACGAUGCGUGCCUAUCAGAGUGGCAGGUCUGUCCGCCGCUGAAGCCGCUUGUGGACGCGAUGUUGGGAUUCUCGAACAUCAAGGAGAUCUGCCAGCAGAUCGAUCCUGAAGCUCGCGGCCCUGCCACUGUCACGAUCACCGACUCUCUGCCUGUCGCCACGAUCACGACUACCAGCUACCGCACCGUGGGCAGCUUUGUUACCCGAACAUCCUCUGUGGUUGCUGUCGUCACCCAAUCCUCUCAGGCCGUCGUCACCAAUCGCUUUUCCUCCGCUGCUAUCCAGUCGGUGCGGGUGACGGCCACGGCGAUUGACACUGAAACCGUGCCCAUCACUGAGACCAACACUGUCACUCAGACCCAAAAAGCAACUGUCACGCAAACUUCCACCCUGACCACUGAGGAAGUAAUCAGCCAAACGGUCACGACAACCGUCACCGUCACUUCUGCCAGCCCGGCCGUACCCACCAUGAAGCGCAGAGGCGUUGACCUGCCUGAGAUGCUGCAGUCGUAUUCCGAUGAGGAUCUGCUUGAAGCGUGCUGGUGCGUCGAGUUUGACACUGUCACGGUGACCACCACACUGCCACCCACCACUCAAACGCAGACCAUUGUCAUCGCCUCGACUGUGCCGUCGAGCGUGGCUGUUAUCCGCACCAUCGAUGAGACUGACACCAUCGUCGGCACGACCACCGUGGAUCUCACCACUAUCAUCACCCAACUCUCGACUGUGACUACUACUGCCACUUUGACCGAGCAAACGACCGUCUACGCAACGGUUGAUCAAACCGCGGAUGUCACGGAUUUCCAGACCGUCACAGCUACAGCGACCUUCGUGGACGAGUAUCUAACUGUCACCGUGCCUGUCACGGCCACCACCACCGUCACCCCGGCUCCAACCAACGUCCUCGGAAAUGCUGGUUUUACGGGUGGAACAAUAUCCCCCUGGACAAGGACUCUCAAUUACUUCUACCAGAAUCUCGACAGCACCUGCAAUGGCAUGAUAUAUACCAGCAGCAACUGUAUAUACUUUUCGGAUUUCACUGGGGGAAGCGUCGGCACCUUUACCCUCACGCAGACGAUCAACACCUACGUGGGACAAUAUUACUCUGUCCAGUUCCAAUAUAUGUUCCCGUAUGCCGUUCCUUCAAUGAGCACCUUCAAAUGCACCGCCGGCUCAACGACUUUCCCCAUCCCAACGAAUAUUAUUGGGUCAUUUCAGCCUGUCUCUGGAGGUUUUACCGCCACAGCUUCUACUACCACCUUUACUUGCUCUGGUCAGGCAACUGCCAACAAUCUUUAUAUAUUUUUCUAUGGGUUUGAUAUCCGCGCUGCAUCGAUAAACUGA